UAGCGUUGUUUUGUUUUGCUAUUUAGUAUUAUAUUUGUGAAUUUGAAUUUCCUGAAAUCAACAAAGUAUAAUAUUAGUAUAUCAGAUUUGCAAUUAGAAAUAAAAACUUUUUCAAAAUGAAGAUGAAAUUAAUAGAUCCUGUAGUUCGUAGUUUUAAAGUGGCAAAGGUAUUUCGAGAGAAUACAGAUAAAAUUAAUGCAAUAGACUUUUCACCAAAUGGAGAACAUCUAAUAUCUUGCAGUGAAGAUGAUCAAAUCGUAAUUUAUGAUUGUGAAAAGGGAACACAAUCAAGGACAGUUAAUUCUAAAAAGUAUGGGGUUGAUCUAAUACAUUUUACGCACGGUAAUAAUACAGCUUUGCAUAGUUCAACUAAAGUUGAUGAUACUAUACGCUACUUAAGCCUUCAUGAUAAUAAAUACUUACGAUAUUUCCCUGGACAUACAAAAAAAGUAAUUUCAUUGUGUAUUUCACCGGUUGAAGAUACUUUUUUGUCGGGUUCACUGGAUAAAACAUUACGUUUGUGGGAUCUUAGAUCACCCAAUUGUCAAGGUCUUAUGCAUUUGUCCGGUAGACCAGUAGCGGCUUAUGAUCCUGAAGGCUUAAUCUUUGCUGCUGGUGUAAAUUCAGAAAGUAUUAAAUUAUAUGAUUUACGUUCAUUCGAUAAAGGACCAUUCGUCACAUUUAAAUUGAAUCAAGAAAAAGAAUGUGAUUGGACUGGUUUAAAAUUUUCUAGAGAUGGAAAAACAAUUUUGAUAAGUACAAAUGGUUCUAUAAUAAGACUUGUUGAUGCUUUCCAUGGAACACCUCUUCAAACCUUUGCUGGAUAUCCGAAUAAUAAAGGGAUUCCGAUUGAAGCAUCAUUUAGCCCUGAUUCGCAAUUCAUAUUUUCGGGUAGUACGGAUGGUCGCGUUCAUUGCUGGAAUGCAGAUACUGGAUUCAAAGUAUGUGUUUUAAAAGGUGAUCAUCCUGGACCCGUACAAUGUGUGCAAUUUAACCCGAAAUAUAUGAUGUUAGCAUCGGCGUGCACAAAUAUGGCAUUUUGGUUGCCAACUGCUGAAGAUUAAAACCAUAACUGUAACAACUUUUUUAAAAAUAAUAUAAACAUUUUAUUUAAAAAAAUAAA
Messenger RNA from Condylostylus longicornis, 1123 nucleotides. It is a transcript of the gene Wdr82, whose product is annotated as WD repeat-containing protein 82. The transcript is spliced from 2 exons. NCBI's taxonomy places the organism in Eukaryota, Metazoa, Arthropoda, Insecta, Diptera, Dolichopodidae. The record is from RefSeq and is a predicted model, not a curated record. The coding region runs from base 117 to 1064 and encodes 315 amino acids. Gene Ontology annotation, molecular function: chromatin binding; protein binding. Gene Ontology annotation, cellular component: Set1C/COMPASS complex.